AUGCUGAUCCAGGUUUGCCUGUAUUUUUACUGUAAAUUUUUGUGGCGCUGCAUGAAGUUUGUGAUGAGGAAGCUCACAGGAAGGUGUGAGCUGCAAAGGAUUUGCUACAGCACCAAACCUGGAGCAUCUAGAACCAUGAAAAUAGAAACAUCACUGCGGGAUUCGAAAAGUAAGCUGUUGCAGACAUCAGUGAGUGUUCACCCCGAUGCCAUCGAAAAAACUAUUGACGACAUCAUGGAACUGAAACAAAUUAACCCUGACAUCAACCCACAGUUGGGAAUCUCUCUCCAGGCUUGCCUUCUGCAAAUCGUGGGUUACAGAAACCUCAUUGCAGAUGUGGAAAAACUGCGCAGAGAGCCCUACGAUUCCGACAACCCCCAGCACGAAGAGAUGCUUUUGAAGCUGUGGGAGUUCCUGAAGCCCAACACACCACUGGAGUCUCGGAUUUCUAAGCAGUGGUGUGAGAUUGGUUUCCAAGGUGAUGAUCCGAAAACAGAUUUUCGAGGAAUGGGUCUCCUGGGACUUUAUAAUUUACAAUAUUUCGCAGAACGGGAUGCCACAGUAGCUCAGCAGGUCCUCUCCGACUCUCUUCAUCCAAAAUGCAGGGAUAUCACUAAAGAAGAAAUAAGCAAAUUCAGCAAAGCAGAAUGGGAAAAGAAAAGGAUGGAUAAAGCAAUUGGGUACUCCUUUGCAAUUGUGGGCAUCAACAUCACCGAUCUGGCAUACAAUCUGCUCGUGAGUGGUGCUCUGAAAACUCACUUCUACAACAUCGCCCCUGAAGCACCAACGCUGUCUCACUUCCAACAAACGUUCUGUUAUUUGAUGCAUGAGUUUCACAAGUUUUGGAUUGAGGAGGACCCCAUGGACAUAAUGGAAUUUAAUCGAGUGCGGGAGAAAUUCCGCAAGAGGAUCAUAAAACAGCUGCAGAAUCCAGACAUGGCGCUGUGCCCACAUUUUGCUGCAUCUGAGGGUUUGAUCAACAUGUAG
Molecule: messenger RNA, 987 nt
Organism: Cricetulus griseus (Chinese hamster)
Lineage: Eukaryota; Metazoa; Chordata; Mammalia; Rodentia; Cricetidae
Source: RefSeq, a predicted model, not a curated record